This is a messenger RNA of Neogale vison (American mink), 11181 nucleotides long. It is a transcript of the gene KLF12, whose product is annotated as Kruppel like factor 12. The transcript has 8 exons. The coding region runs from base 302 to 1510 and encodes 402 amino acids. Gene Ontology annotation, molecular function: DNA-binding transcription factor activity, RNA polymerase II-specific; RNA polymerase II cis-regulatory region sequence-specific DNA binding. NCBI's taxonomy places the organism in Eukaryota, Metazoa, Chordata, Mammalia, Carnivora, Mustelidae. Gene Ontology annotation, biological process: regulation of transcription by RNA polymerase II. The record is from RefSeq and is a predicted model, not a curated record.
GUGGAGGACCCGGAGCUCUUUUGUUUGGGGGUUUGGUGUUUUCACCCCCCCCACCUCACCUCACCCCACCCCACCCCACCCCCCGCGCCUCUCCGGUUUCCUGAGCUGCGGGCUGCAAGGGAGGAGAAGCGGCGUCUUGCAACCCCCUCGGCUGGGCCCCGGGGUAAUUCGAUGCGGGCCUGGCGAGGCUCCCCACGCUAGACCGGGGCUCGCGUCUCGGCAGCCUCCACCCACCGGCCCACCCUACAUUUAGCGCAUCAUGUGAUCCGGGAUCAAUGUGACUCUAGAGACAAAUGGAUGAAUGAAUAUCCAUAUGAAGAGGAAAACAAUAAAGAAUAUCAACACCUUUGAGAACAGAAUGUUAAUGCUUGAUGGGAUGCCGUCAGUCAGAGUCAAAACCGAGCUUUUGGAAUCUGAACAAGGGUCUCCAAACGUCCACAACUACCCCGAUAUGGAAGCUGUUCCCCUGUUGCUAAAUAAUGUGAAAGGGGAGCCCGCGGAGGACUCGUUAUCUGUAGAUCACUUCCAAACACAAACUGAGCCAGUGGACUUGUCAAUCAACAAAGCCAGGACAUCCCCCACCGCCGUGUCAUCCUCCCCGGUUUCCAUGACCGCGUCCGCCUCCUCACCUUCUUCAACUUCAACCUCUUCAUCGUCGUCUAGUCGUCCAGCCUCCUCCCCGACCGUUAUCACAUCAGUAUCUUCGGCAUCAUCUUCGUCCACAGUAUUAACUCCAGGGCCCCUUGUAGCCUCCGCGUCUGGGGUGGGAGGCCAGCAGUUUUUGCACAUCAUCCAUCCCGUCCCGCCUUCGAGUCCCAUGAAUUUACAGUCUAACAAACUGAGUCACGUUCACCGCAUCCCCGUGGUGGUACAGUCGGUGCCUGUUGUCUACACAGCUGUGCGGUCACCUGGAAAUGUGAACAACACUAUCGUAGUGCCGCUUUUGGAGGAUGGGAGAAGCCAUGGCAAAGCACAAAUGGACCCCCGAGGCCUAUCUCCCAGACAGAGUAAAAGUGACAGUGACGAUGAUGACCUGCCAAAUGUGACCUUAGAUAGCGUUAAUGAGACUGGAUCUACGGCCCUUUCCAUAGCCAGAGCAGUACAAGAGGUACAUCCGUCCCCAGUAUCAAGGGUCCGGGGAAAUCGAAUGAAUAAUCAGAAGUUUGCUUGUUCAAUCUCACCGUUUAGUAUUGAGAGCACAAGACGCCAGAGACGGUCUGAAUCCCCAGACUCCAGAAAACGGCGUAUCCACAGAUGUGAUUUUGAGGGAUGCAACAAAGUAUACACAAAAAGUUCUCACCUGAAGGCUCACCGAAGGACACAUACAGGAGAGAAACCCUACAAGUGUACCUGGGAAGGCUGCACCUGGAAGUUCGCUCGCUCCGACGAGCUGACAAGGCAUUACCGCAAACACACGGGCGUGAAGCCGUUCAAGUGCGCGGACUGUGAUCGCAGCUUCUCCCGGUCAGACCACCUGGCCCUGCACCGCCGGAGGCACAUGCUGGUGUGAGGAGUGCUUCCCGUCCAGCUGAGCGUAAGAGCUGGGUCUCUUAGCGGCACCCCAUUCAGCAGGGCUGAAUCCCCUCCACAGUGUUAACGCAAAAGGGCGUCACCAUCCCACGAUGUCUGAAACCAGAGCAGGAACAAGAAGGAACCCUUCUCCUUUCGGUCUGAAGGUAACCCCCAUCGCGACUGCACGAGAAACGUCUUCACGCUGGCCUGGGAGAUCCGUGACACAAACGCUGGAGAGACAGGCACUGCUUCCCCGUGCCGUGUACUCUGCCGUUCCAAGAUGUUUGUAGCUUGUACGUUUUCUGAGCUGUCAGACGUUUUGUUAUCGAUCCCUUAAAGGUCACCUAUCACCAGCCGAUGGCUAGAGCAGGACCUUUCAGAUUGGGAUUCUUCUCCCGCACCCCCCCCCACCCUGCCCCCUUCUUUGUACCGAAAUUUUAGUUCCUGUCUCAGUAAGCUAGAACACACACCCAGUCUGUUUCCAGCGAGCAGCAUGGAAGUAGAGAAGAAGCAGCCUGUUGGAGAGUUCCAUGACCUGAAAAGAAAGGGGCCCUCAGGUGGCCCUUGGCCGUCCCGCUGCCCGCCACUUGUCAUUAGGCCGUGCCCUGAAGAGAAACCGACAUUGAAUCUUUCAUUUGUUUGUCGUUGAUUGUUUCUGUUUUGUUUCGAUUGCGUUCUGUUCAUCUGUCGGAGCAGAGGGGCAGCGACAUUUCAGGUGGAGCCUAGUGCCAGCGUCUGCCCUGGCGUGGACCGGCACCGAGGUGUUCUGUAGUUGAAUAGGAAGAGCCUGUCUUAAAAAAACAAAAAACAAACAAACAAAAAAAACUACUGCCCCACUUCAAAUCGCAGUGUCCUGUCACCUAGGCAUCAUCUCGUCCUGCCCCUAGUAUUUGAUUACAAGGAAUCAGGGGGAAGGAAAAAAAAAAACUUUCUUAGACACACCGGCACCAAGGUAAGAGGUGGGGCUGCUCGGGCAAAGUCAGUGAACAUGAAAAAUAAGACAAAGCAGAGAUGGGAUAAAGCGCCUCUUGAGGAGAAAAGCAAUAAUGAAUAAAAGGACUUUCCUACAAUAACUUCACUGAGGACUCACGUUACCACAAUUUUCAUACUUACUAAAGGGAUUGUAAAAAACACCCCAGUGGUUUAGCGGUCUUGGUUUCAGGGACAGCCCUGAGGUAAUCUUUCUGCUGAUUUUGUUGUCCUGCUUGGUGGAAUACCACAAUUAAAGAUUAUGCUCCCCUUUUCUUGUUUGAAAACAGUUAUUUGGUGAACAGAAAGGCCAAGGAGGCAUAGCAGGGAAUUAACCCUUGGGUUAAGGGGUCAGUCCUCCUUGGAACCGAGUCAGUGGAAAGGGAGUACUCCCCGAGGAAAGCCUAACAUGGUGCUAGUUUCCUCACUUGGAGAGCCAAGGCUAAGUGACUCUCCAUUAGGUUCUUCUAUACAGAUUUCAUUUUCUAAACUGUAUCAGACCCCAGGGGUUCUGCGUUGACACAGACAGGGAUGUUGAACCCACUCAUUCCGUGCUGAGCGUGAGGGGAAAUGACAGUCCCGUCAACCCCCCAAAAUUAUGAGCCUUUCUUGCGACUAGUGCAGUAGACAGUAAACAAAGCAAUACAUCACCAACAAGCAUUCUUUCAGAAAAAUUAUCAUAUUUUUUUUUCCCCCACUAAAAGCUGUUCUUCUUUCAGCUGUAUGUGGCUAAGGGGCUUGGUGACCUUUUCUGUUAUUGUUGUUGUCGUUGUUAAGAUUUUUUAUAGCUUAGAUAUAAAAGUUUGCCAGCAUAGACCUUUGCAAUGUAUUUUAAUUACAAACACUUGAUUUGGGGAAUUGCACAAAUUAACCUCACAAUAUUCCUAGCUCGUUUUUAAAUGUUUGAACAUUCUGAAAUAAUUUCCUGUGGCAGAACUAUCCUUUUUAGGAUCAUCCCCUAAUUCAGAGAAUCUUAUUCUGACGAAGCAAGGAACGAUAAAUCAUUGAAACAAGGACAAUUCAUGUUGGAUGGUAUUUAAAGGAAUUGUUUUAAAUGUUCAAGCAACAGCAUAAUGAUGUUCAGGUCAAAUUCUAUCUUCAAAACUAUGUGCUCUGCAUUUUUUGCCAGGUCUGAAAAACUCAUCAGGCAAUUUCCCUCGAACAAGGGCUUCGAGUCUAUUGAUAAAUAACUUUUUUUGCUACAUAAUCUAUUACCCACCAAGCACUGUUUUUGUGUGUGUGGUUUUUUUGUUUUGUUUUGUUUUUGGUUUUUUGGCUUUUUGUUUUGGGGGGUUUUUUGUUUUGUUUUGUUUGGUUUGGUUUUUUUGUUUUUUUACCAACUGGAAAGUUUUUUUAUCUGUACUGUAUACAAUUCCUACUUCUUAUUGCCUGUGACCCUUGGCAAAGUACACGGAGAGUGGCCAACACAGCCAAGCCACCCUCCCUUUUCCUGGUCCUGGAACCUGGCUGGCAGUCAGUAGGUGAAUUGCCCAGCAGCGGUGUAGACUUGACUCCAUUCUGCCUGCUCUCAGAGGACGGGCCGAUCUCUUCUGUGCAAAGAGAUGUCUUGAGAGUGUCACAGGUAGAAAUGGUUUUUAGAAUUCAUAGAACUGACAGGCAGUGGGAGUUUCCUGAGUGACGGCUUGAUUUAAAUUUAGCACAGAACUAAAUGGGCUGCUCCUCUCUGAUCACAUAGGAAGGGUUCAGGGAAGUGAGCUUUUUCUCCUCACCCUCUGAGAGUGGAAAUCAGACUGAGAUGGUAAGUUAACCGCUAAAACUGUCGGCGUUCUGCCAUCUCCCAACCCCCCUCCACCCCCUUGACAUGCUCGAUACUUCUAAAGAGGGAUCCAAGCACAAACAGUGAGUGAGUGAGUAGCUGAUCUCACCCCAGGACUGAAACUUCCCCAGGGCUCGUCCUGGAACAUAACAAAUUCUCCCUGGUGAGUUUUCUACUAAUGUUCCCCCUCGGAAAGGAAAGCGGUUGGGGAGAGAAGGAAUUGGGUUUUCAGGUAGGAGUAUCUUCAGGCGUGGAGAAGCCUCCUCAUUUCAUCUGUGUCCAUUCUAGCCUCUUUUAGAAAAGCACAGUAGUAGAUGAUGAACACCAGAAAAGGCACAGAAUCCACAGGACUUGUCCAUCCCCUAACUAGAAGCAUUCUUUGGUUUUAACUCUGGAGCUGUUCAGUUCGCAGCUGGACAUGUGCGCGUGUUGAGAACUUCUCCGCAGACGGCCGUGGUGGCUUGAGAAGCUGCAGCAGGCCUGGAGGUCUCUGUGCGUUGUAGAGAUGGAGUUCAAGGCAGUUAACGUUCUUUGAAAAGUUACAGGUUACCCUGAGGUUCUAACAGAUUCCCUCCCCGUAUUCUGACCUUAGGUUGUUAGGAAGCAGCCUCACGCUUCCCCAUCGGCCUCCGGCCUCAUCCGGUCAGUUAUGUGUGGACUCCGGGAAGCCUGCUUGAUGGCUUGUCUUAAGUUCUAUUAAGACGUUUAGACUAAACUUCCUAAUGGCUUUCCCAUAAGGAGUAUCCUACUGCCUGCCGUCCCUUUGACAAAACACUAUAGGACAUUUAUUUUCAAAAGCAGUGGAGCAACAGUAAUACAAACUGCAUUUUUAAAAAGAGCACUUUUUAUUCACUUGAGAGUUUAAGUGGAAAAUAGGAAGAGGAUCGUGAGGGGGAAAGAACUUAUAAGAUGCUACAGUGUUUACAAAUGCCAAUUCUAGGUGAUUAGAAAGGCCAUUCUCCUUGUGGUUGAAAUUUGGAAUAGCUUAUACAAAGAUUGUGUUUCCUUUUAUACACCUUUUUUUUAAAAAACUUCAAAUUUUGCCAGUUGUGUUUUAAACAUAAAUAUAAUUCUGCACUUUGAAAUCAGUUCAUUCGAACGGUGACAUGUAUAUGGAUAAAGAUGCAGUAUUCCUUAUUCAUUACUUUAUUUAUUAUACUUACCAAAGCUGCCAUUGAAUAAAUCCGGUGAGGUGAGGCCUUCAGAUAUACUAACUAAUCGCCUUUGUCCUGUUGUUAUGACUGCUUAGAAAUGUGGCCACGAUGUUGUUAUAAAGGUGUCCUCACACAACGAGGACAGACAGAGUUUCAGCAGUGUUCAGAAUGCCAACACCCACGACAUGUUGAGUUUUCACAUGAGGGACUGAGCGGGAGAGAAUUCCCAUGGAUCACAUUAGGCCCGGGAAGCCUUAAUACUCAUAGUCCAUAGCCCAGCCUUCGCUUCUGCUCCGCACUCACGCCUGUACAUGGAGGAGGUAAAUGUAUUCUCUAACUUCAUUGCCCAGAUCUCUUUCUUCAGUUUUUCUGAGGUAGGGCAUCUCAUUAAAACUAGUCUUUCCAUUUGAUUUGGUCUCAUCUAGGAAAGGGGUUUGGUAAGUCGCGUCUUCCAUAUGCAUUUCUGCUUGUCCCCACACUGCGUUCCACUUACCCAUACAGGCACCCCCAACACACACGGCAGCCAGUGGGCCAGCAAAUAUCAACAAAGAACUUUUUUUAAAAGAAUGAAUUUGUAAUAAUCCAUGCUGUCUAGAGAUGUAAGUUAUUUACCUUAUUAGGGAAUCAGCUUAUGAUGCUAUAUAUGACUUUGCCUGCAUUUUAUAGUUAAGAGGUGUACAUAAAAAUUUAAAAAUGCUAUAUUUUCACAGCUUCAUUAUAGAGUAAUGUCUGUUUAGCAACCCAUGUCCAUUGGUACUUUAUGCUGAAUACUGUGCAGUUGCAAUAGAAAUUCAGAUUUUCGUAAGAAAAUGAAAUAGGAGGAUACUGCAUCUUUAAAAAAAAUAGAGUGAAAAUAUUUUGCUGUAUUCGUAAACAUAUGUGAUAGUGGAAAAGUAUUUUCAAACUCGCAAAUUUUACAGAGGUUGUAAAUAGUUUGAUGAAGUAUGUUGGGAAAAAAAAAAGAGCUUCUAGUUUUCAUCACAAUAAAAAAAAAAAAGAAACUUGUUCAGAUAUGCCUUGUAUAUCUUACAAUUAGCAAUAUUGCCAUGGGAACUCUGUUCUCCUUUGGCAGGGCACAUUCCUUGUGCUCUGACAGAAUGGAGUGGCCACUCGUCUCCAUUGAGCCAGGAUGGUUUAAAACCCAAUGAAGUCAUUUUAAGUUGCAAACAACUGAUUCCAAAUUCAAAAUGUCUUUGCCUGGAAAGGGGGAAAUAGCUGCAUCGGAUUUUACUUGUGCUAAGGAGAAGCUUCUAGCAAUUGUUCUCUUUUCUCCAUUAUCUUCCUCCUCAAUGAACUAGUUCUUCACGGACGGAGCCACCCAGGCUCCUCUUUUCAACUAGUUCUUGACGAGAACGGAAAACGACAAAGCAACGGUGAGGUGUUUAUUCUUGUUUAAUUGCAGAGGGAAUGAAGAGUUUGAAGCGUAGCUACAUGUUGACAAGAUGAAGAGCUAUGGUUAUGGCCACAUGUUAACUGAAUCUACACUGGCAAUAGGAAUAAGCUAAUGCCCAUUUUCAGAAAUGAAUUAAAAGCUGAAAGUGCCUGUCAAUAGACAUUAUGACCAAUGAGAUAUUCCUAUACUUUUACACAGCAAUAAUUCUUCAUUACACUGGGUUUUUCCUCCACACUUGGGAAACACACACACACACACACACACCCCGACUAAAUAUAUGCACGUAGUAAACUGAAUAUGUUUGCAUAAUCACAAAAAUUCUUUUGUGAUUUUUAAAUAUUCCUAAUCUUGGUUUUGUUCGUAUUUCUUAAUUUAAUCCUACUUACAGAACGUAAGAAUGCAAAUCUGAAUGUUAAGGUUCUCCUCAACAUACAUUCUGGCAUAUGGCAAUUAUAACUGUCAGAUAAAAACUUCACGGAUUUGCCCCAAACGUGCAAAGCACUGUGCGUGGCUCAAAAAAGUGUUGCUCAGUUAACAAAAGCCCGAUUUAUUUAGAGCAAAACACUAGAGAGAUUUGUUUGUUCUACUUUGUUUUGUCCACUAAUAUCAAAGGCACAGAUUCAUCUUUACAUUUCUUCAUUUCCUUUUUCCCUAAUAUUUGCUGUUAUCAUACAAGAACCAUUUUGGAAUGAAUAUCCACACCAUCAUUUCUCCCCUAAAAAGUCUACUGAAGACUGCUGACACUCGGUCAGCCUAGCUUUAACCAAGAUUUGGAGUUGGUCCGGGAAAUUACCAGAGUUCCAUUCAGAACUUCCCGACUUUUUCCUAUGAUUAUUUUACUUCUAGACGUGGAGUCAUGAAUAGAAAUAUACAAUGCAAUUAUACGAAUAGACAAGAACCCUGGAAAUUGUCCAGCCUUACCAUCUCAGAGCACAGAUCCACCCAAACAAGCUAUUGAGGGCUACCAGUCAAAUUACAUUCUUUCAGAGCCAAACAUUCGACAAAAGCAAUUUUUAAAAGUCUAACUGUGAUUAAACACUCAGGUUUUAGACAGUGAAGACCACCCUGAUAGGUAGUGAUCUACCUACGUACCUCUCUAGAACCAGACCACAGGUCUAGGAAAUCAUCAACCGUUUCCUCCUCUAAGUUUCAGAAAGAAGGAAAUGUGUCAGGAUAGGGUGUCAAAGAACGAAUGAAAUGUCAAAGGAAAGGGGCUGGGUUCUUUAAUCUCCCCAAAGGCAAGUCUUCUGAUUGGGCUGUUUUCUGCAAGGUGUCUAGAAGUACCAAGUGAGAAGGUCCAAAUUUCAGCAAACCAUGCAAACAAUAGCUCUUCUUUCUUAAAGCCUUACUCUACACCAAGCCUUCACCUAGACCACUUUUGGACACACUAACCCCUAGACAGGUCUGUAUUUCAUGGUUGGGAAAUGGAAGCACAGAGAGAGUUGGCUGAGUCGCCGACAAACACAGAAACCCUGAACAGCAGAGUGGGAAGGUGAAGCCACGUACCUCUGGCUCUGCAGCUGGGGUUCUUCCCCCUGCACCACACUGCGCAUGCCUUCCCAGCAGCCAUGUUGUCCUGUUUUUCACUGAAAUUGUUUUAUGGCCAGGUAGUCCUAUUUUCCAAGUACAAGGCAGCACAUGAUAGGACAGUGGUAGGUAAGAUUUGAAAUCAGUCCUUUCCUGGAAAGUCAUGCAUGAAGGAUCAUUGUAAACAAACAGCAAUGACCAGUCUCCCUGAACCUGUCACUUUCCUCCCAAAUGUUUGGCCUAGAGAUCCCAAAUCAUGAACACUCUCCCCUCGUGGGUGGCAUGUUGCCAUAGUGGGUCUUCUCCAUUCCCCAUAUUUCUCUGUAGGCAUAGUAAAAAUCUUUCCACCUGCAGACCUUCUAGAAUCUGCUCAAAUUGCAUUUGAAGUCUUCACCUCCUUCAAACGCAUAAUUACUGACAGAGCCCACUCUUUGUGGCUGUUUUUGGGGUGGCAAUCACAACCAUUUAGAUGCUGAGCAAUGAGAGAGAACGGAGAAUGCCUUUUCCGAUUUCUCACCUGACGGAACCACCUCAGAAUGUUUUAAAUAGUCUUAUGGAUAAUUUGAUUAUAGUAUUGUUGUUAGUUUAAUUGAAUUUUGUGUAAGAAGCUGUCCAACAUCAGAGGAGUCAACCCCCACCCCUUUUCGGUGUUACAAGCUCCCUGACACUAUUGAUUCAUGGAAAUACUAAUGGGCUUAGAAAACAUCAAGAGAAUGUCAUUUCUCAUGGUGUUUCUUUCUUCUGAAAAUGAAUCUCCUGAAUUAUGAUCUUUCUCCCUGCUCCUUGGCGAGGGAAGAGAUAAAACCUGUAUAAACAAAUUCCCUUCUAUGCUGAGAGCAAGUGUUCUGUGUGCACGAGCCCCGCAGGAAGGGGCUCUUUUCCCCAUUAAUUGGGUUUCACAAGCAACAGUUUCUCAACAACCAAACCACAACUUGAAGUGAGUUGAAAGAGAUGGAUAGUGGCAAUAGUCACAUCAGGACUUUGUUUUUCUUUCUGGGUUUCAUCUCUAGAAAUUGUAAAUGUUUGAGACCACAGAGUCUGCCCUUUGUGCAAAGCAAGAACCAGGGACUGGGUGAACACAAUCUUCCUUUUUCCAAAGUGGGCCCACCAAGACUUUGACAGAGAUUCAUUUUUGGGGAGAAAUGAGGGUGAAGAGGAGGAUAGGAUUUGGGUCAAAUUCUAGUCAAAAUGCUCAAGUAUUCAAAAAGUAAGACAUUUUAGGGACACACUAACAUCUUCCCUUUGCUAAUUUCAGGCUCCAAAGAUAGGCAUAAAACAUUACAAAGAAAUGCUUUUGCCCUACUUGUGUUUCUACUUUUCCCAUUGCAGGAUUUUGUAAUUACAUUAGACAGCAAUAUAUAUUUUGUUCCUCAAACUUCAUUACUUUGGAUGGGUAUUGUUGAACUGGGGCACUGGUGCCUAUAUUCAAGGCUCUUUCCUAUCAACUUGUCUGUCCGCAAUUUGUUGUGUUUAAAAAUCCAUUUUUUAAAAAAUCACCAUCUCCCCCCCUCACACACCCCCGCCCAUGGAAUGGUGGCUGUAUUGUUUUGUCCAUGUCUAUGUGGGACACAUUGCAUCAUUGGCAAACCAACUCUCUGUGGAUGCGAGAUCACUACUUCCAAAACCAGCUUGAAAACAUCGUCUUAUGUAUUAUGUCAUCCUACAUCAUAAUGCAAUUAUGUGUAUCAUAACAUGCUCAUUUAAAAAAAAAAAAAGAAAGAAAGAAACCAGCAGAUUCGUGUUUGUCCAUUGAAGAAUGUACUCAGAACUUUCUGUGUUGUGAAACAAUGAGAACAGACCACCUUCAAGAUACCCACCUGCCACUUAAAAUGACUUAGUUAUAAUUAGUAGUAGUCUAGACGCUGCUCUUGGCAUGGGGGGGUCAGUUCAGACGUCACGUUCUUCUGAAUAAAUCUCUCACUCAUAUUUGAAAAAAAAAUAGAUGGGAAUAAAGAAAAAUAGCAUCUUUGGCCAAAUCAAGCAGGUAUCUUUUUUUCCUUUUCCUUGACACUUUGCUCAUUAUACAUGAUGACUGGAUCACAAGAUCCAUCUGUGGAAAGAUACAAAAACGUCCUUUACUUUAAAAAACAGUUAUUCUAGGCUCAAAAGCCUCUGAACAGCAAAUUGAAUAGAUGUGCUGCGUCUCACUCACUUAACAGAUGUAAUUUCACGAAGGACUCUUGGGUCUCUGACCCCAGAGAGUUAGAAUGCCCACAGGAGGUCCUACACACUAAAGGACACCACCACUCCCCCCUCAGUGAUGCUGGCAAGCAAAGGUGUUCAUUUCUUAGAUCUUCAUUUGGUUUUCUGUUCAGAGUUUUAAUUGCAAAUGAAUUUAUUUCUCCAGCUUAUCUAAAGAUCUAAUUUCCCAAUAGUUUCCUCUGCAUUUAUAUACUCUGUAGUGUUUAGGCAACCCCUGUUAUAAGUUUAUUAAUAUUAUGUAAGUGUUGUUCUUGUAUUUAUGUAUAGUGUAUGUAUUGUAAAUAUACUCAGAGCUUUUUUCCUUUUACUGUAAAAUGGUGAUUUUCUUUUUUUUUCUUUUUUCUUUCUUUUUUCUUUUUUUCUUUUUUUUUUUUUUUUUUUUGCCCUAUGAUGAUGUAAAGGGAGACCCUCCUAAUGAGAUUCUCUCAGAGGAUGAUUAUUCCAGUCUAUUCUCAGAGAUUUAAAUGAACAAGUGUUAUCGUUUUUAAUGGUGUCUCAGACAUAUUCUGUUGGUGCAUUGCUUUUCUGUAUUCAACUUUCCUAUGAAUUGAGCUGUGAACCGAAAUAGAGUUUAAACCUUAACUGUAUGCAUUUGUAUAAUUAUCUGAAUGAAGGCAUGAAGGUUAAAUAAAGCAUUUUGUAUGGAA